AAUCACAAACCAUCAUCAUCGAUGCAUGCUGCAAUUGCCAAUGAGACUGAUGAGAGGAGAUUAAAGAGCCUGGUACAGCAUGUUGGAAGGUCAUUCUAUGAGAGCAAGUAUUACAUUAUUUUAGAUCAGCUUAUUAGGAAGGAAGCUAUGCAGGAUGGUGAAAUAGCUGGUAGAAUUGGAUUAACUGUUAAAGAUAGCUCUAAACUUAUUGCAAAGUUGAUAUCUGAUAAGCUUGUCUUCCAUUAUCGACGGAAUGAAUAUCAGCCACCAAAUCCACGUCCACUUUUGAAGACCUAUUAUUACAUUGAUUAUCAACAGUUCAUCGAUAACGUCAAAUGGCGUAUGUGGAGGAUCAGGAAAGCUAUUGAUGAUAAAUUAAGAAAUGAAUUAGAUCAGAAAGGAUAUGUUUGUCCUGGUUGUCAAAAGACGUUUACACCACUUGAUGUCCUCCAUUUAGAAGCAACGACAGAUACUUUCAUAUGCGAUACUUGCAACGCACCGCUCAAAGAUAAUGAUGAAUCUGAUGGCGUAAAAGGUUCACAAGAUAUGAUGGCACGUUUGCUUAUGCAAUGUCGCCACAUCAUUGCAGGUCUAAAAUUAACGGAAGAUAUGACUUUACCACCAUUUGACAUUGCUGAUUGGAUUGGCAAGAACGUCAAAGCGAUUACUCAACCAAUUAAAGAACUUGAAGGUGAAGAUGAUGGUUUAGCCGUGGCUGGUGCUGGAUCAUCAUCUGGUAAUAACAAAUCUCAAGUUAAGGUUCAAAUAGUCGCAGAUGAGCAUGACGCCGAACAGAAGAAGAAAUUAGAACAGGAGGCAGAAGAAAGGAGAACUAAGAAUGCUCUACCGGAAUGGGUAUUGAGGAGUACCAUUUCAGGUGAAAUUACAGCGAUCGGACAUAGGAAUCAAGCCAUCAUGGAGAGGAAAUCUAGAGAUGAAGGAGGGACUUUGCAUAGUCAAGAUGAUGGAUAUGAAGCCAUCAACAUGGAUCAAUAUUAUAAUGAUUAUUAUUCUAAUUACAAUUCAAAACGAUCACAAUCGCCUGGUCAAGAUACAUCGAACAAACGUAUAAAACAAGAUACCGAAACCAAUAACGUAACACAACAGCAAGACAAUAAUGAUUCAGAGGAGGAGGAUGACGACGACUUUGAACAAGUCGCAUAACUUAUUUUGUCGAUGCACCUGCAUAUUAUAUACACAUUAUA
This is a messenger RNA of Wallemia mellicola CBS 633.66, 1205 nucleotides long. RefSeq lists its product as hypothetical. The transcript has 5 exons. Lineage: Eukaryota; Fungi; Basidiomycota; Wallemiomycetes; Wallemiales; Wallemiaceae. Gene Ontology annotation, biological process: transcription initiation at RNA polymerase II promoter; transcription open complex formation at RNA polymerase II promoter. Bases 22 to 1164 code for a protein of 380 amino acids. Gene Ontology annotation, cellular component: transcription factor TFIIE complex. The record is from RefSeq and is a predicted model, not a curated record.